AUGGCCAAUCUCAACAUGCAGACUGUCAAGCAGCAGGCAGCCGCUGCAGAGCAGCCUCCCAUCCAGCCAGCAUAUGCACCCAGUCUUGCAAUUGAGGUCUCCCUUGUCAGCAACACGUACAAGGCCAUGUUUGAUUCUAAGCAGCUGCCCAACUGGCUCUUCCUGCCUCUGGACUGGUGGGACUCCAUCUUUUGGACAGUCUACCACCACACAGACUUGCUUUGUCUUGCACUGCUUGGUCUGCUUGGGCUGCUGCAAAUCCAGGCACUCAUGACUAACAGCCCCACAUCAUCUGCAGUGAACAGUGUCAAGCUUUGA
Tilletiopsis washingtonensis is the source of this 318-nucleotide messenger RNA. RefSeq lists its product as hypothetical. The coding region runs from base 1 to 318 and encodes 105 amino acids. NCBI's taxonomy places the organism in Eukaryota, Fungi, Basidiomycota, Exobasidiomycetes, Entylomatales. The record is from RefSeq and is a predicted model, not a curated record. The transcript has 2 exons.